This is a messenger RNA of Fonsecaea erecta, 1623 nucleotides long. RefSeq lists its product as hypothetical. Gene Ontology annotation, biological process: transmembrane transport; amino acid transport. Bases 1 to 1623 code for a protein of 540 amino acids. The transcript has 8 exons. NCBI's taxonomy places the organism in Eukaryota, Fungi, Ascomycota, Eurotiomycetes, Chaetothyriales, Herpotrichiellaceae. Gene Ontology annotation, molecular function: transmembrane transporter activity. Gene Ontology annotation, cellular component: membrane. The record is from RefSeq and is a predicted model, not a curated record.
AUGGAGUCGGAAAAGGCUGCAGACGUCCAUCCGGAUGCUGCAAGAAAGUCGGUAGCAUCCGAACCCAGGCGCCGCUCCAGCCUCAUCGAUGCCCGGGAUGACGAUCUCAUCAAUGUUUCUGGCCACAAGCAAGAACUCGACCGUCUGUUCAGCUCUUUCAGCGUCGUGUCGACGGCCAUCACCACCGGCAAUGUCUGGAUCGCCCUGGCCGGGACCAUCGCGGUGGCCAUCUUCAACGGCGGCCCCACUGGCAUCAUCUACGAAUUCAUCGUCGUUUCCUUCUUCUACUGGUUCAUCGCAGCCAGCGUCGCCGAACUCGCAUCCGCCAUUCCUUCGUCUGCAGGAGUCUAUCACUGGGCCACCGUCACGGCCGGUCCACGCUAUGGUCGUAUAUUCGGAUACUUGGCCGGAUGGUGGAACUUCUUUGCCUGGAUCUUCGCCACGGCCGUGACUCUGCAGAUCACGGCAGCCAUCAUCAUCACCAUGGCCCAACUCAACGCGGCCGACUACGCCUACCAGCGAUGGCAGGUCUUUGUGCUAUUCUUGUUCUGCGCCUGGCUUUUCGCGGCGGUGGUGCUCUUCUUCAACAAGGCGAUCCCCCGGCUGGAGCAGAUUGGUGGCUUCUUCAUUAUUGCCGGCUUUUUGAUCACGGUAAUUGUCUCGGCUGUGAUGCCGCACGUGCAGCAUCGAGAAUAUGCCACUACCCAUCAAGUGUGGAACUCAUUCACCAACUUGACGGGAUACAGUAGCUCAGGAUUUGCCUUUCUGCUCGGAAUGCUGAAUGGGGCGUUUGCUGUCGGGGUGCCUGACCUCACCAGUCAUUUGGCCGAAGAGAUGCAAAAUCCAAGCAGGAACAUUCCUGUGGCAGUGCUAUGGCAAUAUAUCAUCGGCUUCCUCACCGGGUUGCUGUUUCUAAUAGCGGUCCUCUACGGCCUCACCGACCUCGACAGCCUCUUUGACACGGGCUACGUCUUCCCGCUGGGCGAAAUCUACCGACAAGGCACGGGGACCAGCGCUGGCGCCAUUGGACUUCUGUUCCUUGUCCUCGCCCCUACCACAAUUGCGUGCAUGGGAUGUUACUUGACGGCCUCGAGAAUUUUCUGGACUCUGGCCCGUGAUCGUGCGACUCCUUUCGCCGGCUUCUUCUCCAAGGUGUCGCCGCGUCUCAAAGUCCCUGCGAACUCGAUUGUUUUGUGCGCGGUCAUUUGCACGAUUCUUGGAUGCAUCUAUGUUGGUAACUUGACCGCCUUCAACGCCUUCACCAGCUCCUACAUCGUCCUCUCCAUGGCUUCAUACCUCUCCGCGAUAUUGCCGAAUCUGCUGUCCAGACGGACAAAGAUUGUGCCGGGCCGGUUCUGGAUGCCCGGCGCGAUCGGCCUCGUUGUCAACGCCGUAUCAUGCCUCUUCAUGAUGGCUUUUAUCGUUAUUUUCUGCUUUCCGUUCGCCAUGCCUGUCGACGCGGAGACGAUGAACUAUACGUGCGUCAUCUUUGGGGGACUUACGAUCAUCAUGGGCGCCUUCUACCUGCUUCUGAGGAGACAAUACGACGGACCUCAAGUGAUCAUGCUCGGCAAGAGCGUGGAGAUGACGGCACAGGAAUACAGAAACUCCAUUGCCGCAUAA